Messenger RNA from Seminavis robusta, 888 nucleotides. The record is from the annotation of a GenBank genome assembly. NCBI's taxonomy places the organism in Eukaryota, Bacillariophyta, Bacillariophyceae, Naviculales, Naviculaceae.
AUGACUACCAAUGGUGUCAAUGCCAACCCACCAACUGAGUCUCUAUUGAUUACCUUCGACUUGGAUGACACUAUCUUUCCCAUUAAACCGGCCGUUGAAGAAGCCAAUGUGGCACAACUACGAGCCAUGAAACAAUUGGCAGGGUAUCCCGAGACAACCAUGGAACAAUGCAUGGUCCAGACACGAGCCAUUCGACAAACACUCACACAACCCAUUACCUACACGGAUCUGCGCAAGGGAGCCAUUCGGGCCGAAUUGGAGCGCAUCCAUGGCAAUAAUGAUGAUGUAGCACAGCAAGUAGUGGAACAAUGCUUUGAUGCCUGGCUACAGGAACGACAUGCUUCGGCAGAACGACACUUGUUUCCCGAAACGAUUCCUGCCUUGCAAGAAUUACAAUCCACAUUGGGCCAAAAGUACAAUCUCUGCAUGGCGGGAAUCACUAAUGGACGAGGCAAUCCACUUUGUAUGCCCAGUACGGAACCGUUCUUUCAGUUCUGUGUCAGUGGAGAAGAUGCCAAUGUCUUUCCGCAUCGAAAGCCGCAUCCGAAUAUUUACAAGGCGGCGUUGGAACAAUGGCAACAGCUUGUGGAAGAGGCAAUGCCCACAGUUUGGAUUCAUGUCGGGGAUUGCCUGGCAAAUGAUGUGGGUGCCAGCAGUGACGUGGGUGCCAAGGCCAUUUGGGUGGCACCGAGCGAGGAGCCUGAAGACGGAGAACAACCGAGUUGGUCGACGGCCACAGCAAAAGACUUGAAGGAACGAGCGAAAUUGAUGGAAGCAGCACGAUCCAAAAUGAGUGGCAAAGUGACCAACUUGUCACAACUGACGACCGUCGUGCAAGAUAUCGUCUCCAAGGAACUGGCUGCUGCCGAAACAGUCCUAAAUUCAUAA